AUGACCUUCGGGCGCAGCGGGGCGGCCUCGGUGGUGCUGAACGUGGGCGGCGCCCGGUACUCGCUGUCCCGGGAGCUGCUGAAGGACUUCCCGCUGCGCCGCGUGAGCCGGCUGCACGGCUGCCGCUCGGAGCGCGACGUGCUGGAGGUGUGCGACGACUACGACCGCGAGCGCAACGAGUACUUCUUCGACCGGCACUCGGAGGCCUUCGGCUUCAUCCUGCUCUACGUGCGCGGCCACGGCAAGCUGCGCUUCGCGCCGCGGAUGUGCGAGCUCUCCUUUUACAACGAGAUGAUCUACUGGGGCCUAGAGGGCGCGCACCUAGAGUACUGCUGCCAGCGCCGCCUCGACGACCGCAUGUCGGACACCUACACCUUCUACUCGGCCGACGAACCCGGCGUCCUGGGCCGCGACGAGGGGCGACCGGGCGGUGCCGACGCGGCCCCUUCUAGGCGCUGGCUCGAGCGCAUGCGGCGGACCUUCGAGGAGCCCACGUCGUCUCUGGCCGCUCAGAUCUUGGCCAGCGUGUCGGUAGUGUUCGUGAUCGUGUCCAUGGUCGUGCUGUGCGCCAGCACACUGCCCGACUGGCGCAACGCGGCGGCCGACAACCGCAGCCUGGAUGACCGGAGCAGGUACUCCGCCGUCCCUGGGAGGGAGCCCUCCGGGAUAAUUGAAGCUAUCUGCAUAGGUUGGUUCACUGCAGAGUGCAUCGUGAGGUUCAUCGUCUCCAAAAACAAGUGUGAGUUUGUCAAGAGACCCCUGAACAUCAUUGAUUUACUGGCAAUCACUCCGUAUUACAUCUCCGUGUUAAUGACAGUUUUUACGGGCGAGAACUCUCAACUCCAGAGGGCUGGAGUCACCUUGAGGGUGCUUAGAAUGAUGAGGAUUUUUUGGGUGAUUAAGCUUGCCCGUCACUUCAUUGGUCUCCAGACGCUUGGUUUGACUCUCAAACGAUGUUAUCGAGAGAUGGUUAUGUUACUUGUCUUCAUUUGUGUUGCCAUGGCAAUCUUUAGUGCACUUUCUCAGCUUCUUGAACAUGGGUUGGACCUGGAAACAUCCAACAAGGACUUCGCCAGCAUCCCUGCUGCCUGCUGUUACUCAUCUUUCUGUGCACCUGGUGACUGCAGGCCUGAUAAAGUCCAUGGAGGUAAGAAAGAAGAUGAACAUCUUUUCAUUUUUAGUAAUCUAAACCUAGAUUAAAAAGCAUUUUGACAUGUAAAGAUUUUUAUGGGAAAAAUUAAUGUGUGUGUGUGUGUGUGUGUGCAGGUAGAGAUAGCAGGUGGUUGAAUAAAUAUGUAUUGGUUUUAACCAUUAUUUCUUAUUGACCUUAUUCUCAAUGGGAAUAGUGAUUCAGAUGUGUGUGUGGCCAGUUCUAUUACUUCCACUGUGUACUCAUAACUAGUGCUAACUGUCAAUAUUAUUGGCCAUUGCAUAGACCAUGGAGGAAUCAGACGUACUGUAUUAAACAAGAGGGAAGGUAAUUUGGAUAGGAAAGACUGUAUUAUAUAUAGUGUUGGGAUUCAGGUAAUUUUGUUGUUUGGUAGCUCUUUGGGGAAUGAUGGUUUAAAUGGACAUAGUUUCUAUCUUCUAAUAAAAAGAUUGUUCAAAUCAGCUCAAUAUAUGUGGCACAAUUUUGUUGUCUUCUACUUUAAUAUGGGACUAGUAAAAUGUGCAAUCAUGUGGAUCAUAGCUUUUCUUACUCAGCUGUGCAAUGUAUGUAUUUAUGUUAGAUCUUUAAUAGUACCUAAAAUGUGCAUCAAAUAUUUAAUUCAUUAGUGGUUGAAGCUUUUUAGCAUCUUUAAUCCUUAAGGAAAUAUUUUAUUAAAAAAUUAGCUUUGUUAUGAUAUAAAUAUGUUGUAUGUACAUCUGAAAAUAAUCUGUACAGCCUGAACAUUGAAAUAGUUAAUAAAUUUUGACUUUGAGAACCACCUACAGCUGCUCCUAAGUACAUGUUACUAUCUGUUGAGUUGACUUCAUUAACUAGUGUAAUUCAUUCUUGGUGGACUUACUUCCCUUUUGUUCUGAACCAAAACUUCACUUGGCAAUAAACUAA
Messenger RNA from Suricata suricatta (meerkat), 2053 nucleotides. RefSeq names its product potassium voltage-gated channel modifier subfamily G member 3 (gene KCNG3). Gene Ontology annotation, biological process: potassium ion transmembrane transport; protein homooligomerization. The transcript has 3 exons. Lineage: Eukaryota; Metazoa; Chordata; Mammalia; Carnivora; Herpestidae. Bases 1 to 1200 code for a protein of 399 amino acids. Gene Ontology annotation, molecular function: delayed rectifier potassium channel activity; protein binding. Gene Ontology annotation, cellular component: voltage-gated potassium channel complex; membrane. The record is from RefSeq and is a predicted model, not a curated record.